This is a messenger RNA of Vairimorpha ceranae, 192 nucleotides long. RefSeq lists its product as hypothetical. The transcript has a single exon. The record is from RefSeq and is a predicted model, not a curated record. NCBI's taxonomy places the organism in Eukaryota, Fungi, Microsporidia, Nosematidae. The coding region runs from base 1 to 192 and encodes 63 amino acids.
AUGUGGUCAAUAGGACUAUCAGUUAAUUUAAUUAGAAGUAUUAUAGAAGAAUCAAUUGAUCAAGUAAAAGAUAUAUUUAGAAUUAUAAGAUCUUUUAAUAUAUAUAAUUCUUGCGAAAAACGCAGGAUGGCGACCAGAACUAAGAAAGUUCUCCACAAUGCUCGCUCCCGAAGCCAAACUAAAUUGGUGUAA